CAGACAAUGUCGUUCACGUUAUUCAUGUUUUCCAAGUUAUUGUAUUUAGCGAUUUAGGUUUAAUUUAAAUUUUUUCUGGUAAAUUCAACGCGAAAGUGGAAAAUGUCUAAAGUUAAACACACAACUGAAAAGGCGCUUCAGAUGCUUCGUACUCUUCCCAGGGUAUCAAUCGCUAAUAUACGUGAUAAUCCAAAUUCUAAGAAAUCGCAAAAAAGAGGUCGCGGACAACACGGUGGAGAUAAGCACGGUGCCGGUAACAAGGGAUCCAACCAACGGCAGAACUACAUGCGGCUGGGAUAUGAAACGGGCAACACCCCGUUCUAUCUUCGAUUCGGCUAUGAACCCUACUACAAAGGCCACCACUUGAAGCGAGAGUAUCCACCGAUAAGCUUGACCCAGGUUCAGAAACUUAUCGAUACUAACCGAAUAGAUGCUAGUCAGCCAAUCGAUUUAUCUACGAUCUGUAACACCGGUCUUUUUCGGAUCCGGCCGGACCAGAUGCAUUACGGUGUUCAGUUGACGGAUGAAGGAGCGGAUCAUUUUCAAGCCAAGAUAAAUGUCGAGGUGCAGCAUGCACCCGAGCUGGUGAUUGCGGCGAUUGAACGUAACGGUGGCGUUAUUAGAACGGCCUAUUACGAUCCGCACAGUUUGCAUGCGGUCGUGAAUCCAAAGAAAUGGUUCGAAAAGGGUGUCCCUAUCCCGAGAAGGAUGCUGCCACCGCAGGAUGCGGUCGCGUACUAUACGGAUGCUAGAAAUCGCGGAUAUCUGGCGGAUCCGGAGGAAAUCAGCAAGGAUCGGCUGGUGUUGGCGCAAAAGUACGGCUACAUAUUGCCUAAGAUUGAGGAGGAUCCGGACUAUGAAAUGUUGAUACAGUGCAAAGAUCCCAGGCAAAUAUUUUACGGAUUGCAUCCUGGUUGGGCGAUUAGUUUGAAAGAUAAGGCUAUUAUUAAAGAGAAACAGAGCCAGUAAAAUGCUUGUUGGAAGAAUAGAAUGAACAUAAACGGAAAUAACGCUUUGCAUUAAU
Topomyia yanbarensis is the source of this 1024-nucleotide messenger RNA. RefSeq names its product large ribosomal subunit protein uL15m (gene mRpL15). The transcript is spliced from 2 exons. Gene Ontology annotation, cellular component: mitochondrial large ribosomal subunit. Gene Ontology annotation, molecular function: structural constituent of ribosome. Lineage: Eukaryota; Metazoa; Arthropoda; Insecta; Diptera; Culicidae. The coding region runs from base 103 to 969 and encodes 288 amino acids. The record is from RefSeq and is a predicted model, not a curated record. Gene Ontology annotation, biological process: translation.